UUCUCCCCGUUAGGUUUUCAUUAAUAAAAAAACGAACGUGAUCUCCCUCUCCAAUAUAACCAGCACUCGCAUUCCUCAUUCUCUCAACAGAUCACAUAUUACAGAGAGAAGGCCAGAAACCCUUUUAGAGAUAGAGAGUUUGAAUGGAAGGGGAUAUAGGAAGGAGUGGAAAUAGCAGCAGGGGAAGCAAAAGCAGCAAGAAGUGGAAAAUAUGGCUGUUUAGGAGGUUAAAGUUGAAGGAAUCAUGGGGAUGGAGAUUAAAGUUUAUCGGUUCUGCUUUUAAGUGGAAAAGGCUUAACAUACAGCUUUCUUUUCUCGAUGAUUUGAUUUUCAAGCUCGUCUCUGUUUUAGAGGCUAUUGUCUUGGUUAUUACCCUGUGCUUCUUUUUUCUUUGUUGUGGGUGCCAUUUUUGACAUUAGCUUCUCUAAUGUUAUCUGGGAUCAUAUUUUCUGCUCUUGCUUUUUUUCCUUGCUAUGUAUAGUUUCUUAGAUCUUUGCGGAGGCUCUAGUAACUGUGAGGUUUGAAGUACUGCGCAAAGAAAAAAAAAACAUAGAAUUAUGUUUAUGGAAGCACUGUAUUUCUGUGGUUUUAUUGUUAAUGAAAGUUGUUCAUGAUUCGAGUUUGGCACAGGAUAAA
Populus nigra (black poplar) is the source of this 636-nucleotide messenger RNA. RefSeq lists its product as uncharacterized. Bases 144 to 413 code for a protein of 89 amino acids. The record is from RefSeq and is a predicted model, not a curated record. NCBI's taxonomy places the organism in Eukaryota, Viridiplantae, Streptophyta, Magnoliopsida, Malpighiales, Salicaceae. The transcript has a single exon.